UGACUGGUGGCACUGACUGGCAGCACUGCUGGGCUGCACUGAUGGGCACUGGUGGGCACAGGUGGGUGGCACUGGUGGGUGGGCACAGGUGGGUGGCACUGCUGGGCACAGGUAGGUGGCACUUCUGGGCACAGGUGUAUGGCACUGCUGGGUGGCACAGGUGGGUGCACUGCUGGGCACAGGUGGGCAGGACUGGUGGGCAGCACUGCUGGGCACCGAUCAUCAGGGCACUGAUGAUCAGUGCCCUGAUGAUUGGUGCCGAUCACUGCUCUAACAACUGCUGGUUCUUGGCACAUGUCAUUGGACACAGC
This is a messenger RNA of Staurois parvus, 311 nucleotides long. Lineage: Eukaryota; Metazoa; Chordata; Amphibia; Anura; Ranidae. The record is from the annotation of a GenBank genome assembly.